Egretta garzetta (little egret) is the source of this 1708-nucleotide messenger RNA. It is a transcript of the gene ICMT, whose product is annotated as isoprenylcysteine carboxyl methyltransferase. The transcript has 3 exons. Gene Ontology annotation, molecular function: protein C-terminal S-isoprenylcysteine carboxyl O-methyltransferase activity. The record is from RefSeq and is a predicted model, not a curated record. The coding region runs from base 75 to 641 and encodes 188 amino acids. NCBI's taxonomy places the organism in Eukaryota, Metazoa, Chordata, Aves, Pelecaniformes, Ardeidae. Gene Ontology annotation, biological process: C-terminal protein methylation. Gene Ontology annotation, cellular component: membrane; endoplasmic reticulum.
GGGGAGCCGGGCGGGUGCGACGGCCCCCGGCCCCGCCAAGCGUUCCUUCCCUCCCGCCGUCCUGCUGCAGGUACAUGUGCUCCCUCUCCCUCUUCCACUACUCGGAGUACCUGGUGACGGCCAUCAACAACCCGCGCAGCCUCUCGCUGGACUCCUUCCUGCUCAACCACAGCUUCGAGUACAACCUGGCCGCCCUCUCCUCCUGGGUGGAGUUCACGCUGGAGAAACUCCUCUUCCCAGAGCUGAAGCAGAUCACCUGGCUGAGUACUGUAGGGUUGUUGAUGGUGAUCUUUGGGGAUUGUCUGAGGAAAGCGGCCAUGCUCACAGCUGGCUCCAACUUCAACCAUAUUGUUCAGAAUGAGAAAUCGGAUACUCAUACUUUGGUGACAAGUGGGGUGUAUGGGUGGUUCCGGCACCCAUCUUACGUGGGAUGGUUUUACUGGAGUAUUGGAACACAGGUGUUGCUCUGCAAUCCCAUCUGCGUGGUGGGCUACGCGCUGGCGUCCUGGCGCUUCUUCAGGGAACGGAUCGAGGAGGAGGAGAUCACGCUCAUUCACUUCUUUGGAGAAGAGUACCUGGAGUACAAAAGGAAGGUGCCGUCGGGUCUCCCUUUUAUUAAAGGAGUCAAAGUGGAACUGUAAUGCAGGCAAAAGCCAGACUGGCUGAGCGAACGCCCAGCUCCAGGCGCCGCCGGGCGAGGGACGGUGCGUGGUGCUGGUGCCGGGAGUAGCCCGUUGGUAUUUCCCGGCUGCCCAGGAGGAGCUGGCAAAGGGCUGCGGCGCUGGGCAGCCUGCCGGGUCGCUAGCAGAUCAGAAGCUUGUUCAUCCUCCUCCAGAUAAGUCCUUCGCUGCACAUUCAGGGAUCUUCCAGAUAACUUAGCCUGUAGCGACCCUAACGAGAAUCGAACCCUCCUGCCUGCAGCAGCUGAAUUGUACCGAAACGCCUCCAGACCGAUUGUUCUGGAGAACAGCUCUGCCCUCCCGCCCCUGCGCAGGAAAGGCGCCGGUCAGCGGAUUGUUCCUCUGGCGUAAUUCGAUUUUAAAGCUUUUUGACCUUGCGAGCCAGGCAGCCAGCUUUAAUCUCUUAGGGCCUGAUUCUGCAAGCUGGCGCUCGGGUGGCUCGCAGGAGCAGGCCUCCAGCUCUCCACUCUUCGGGUGCAGGGGCUGCCUACCCUCUGCUUGCUGGAGAGCUGGCAGCGUGGCUCCAGUCAGUUCUCCCCCAGGUGUUAACGCUCACAGGGAGCCUUUUCCGCUCACCUCAUGCUGCUGGAUCGUGAGCCCCUCUGUGAAAUGCAGCAAGAGAGUGAGCCUGCUCCCUCCUCCCUCCACUGCUGCUGCGAAUUCAGGAGUCACCGUUUGAGCCGCUGCCUUCCCGACCCUCCCUGCCGACACCUCUGUUCCCACUUCCAAAUCGCGCUGCUUCCUAUCCUGCCAGGCUGCCUCUGUCCUGCAGAGAUCCCAGGAUUUUGGGUUGGGAAGGAACCGCAGCUGCCGGGCUUGCUGAGGGCUUUAGCGCUUGAGAUCCUUGCCUGCGUUUUGGGGCGAAACCUGGGAUAUCAGCGCAACUAGGAGAUGCUUCUAGGGAAAUUCUCCAAACAGGAAAAAAGUUUGGCUAGCUAACGCUAUUUUAAACGUUACCAUUUUGGAAAUGGUUCCUACUCGAGCUUUGUGGUAUAACUUAUUCUGUCAUUAUAUACCAAAGAGGUUCA